AUGGUUGAACCAUCAAUUAAUAGAUUUCCACAAAUUAUAAUUCAAUAUUGUAAUGCAUGUAAGUGGCAAAAUAGGGCAAUUUGGUACUUGCAAGAAAUUUUACAAACUUUUCCUGACUUAAUUAAAGAUAUAUCAUUACAACCUAUAAAUGAAACACCAGGGGUAUUUCAAAUCAUAUUAAGUAGAUCAGACAAUGAUGUUAAAGUAUUAUAUAAAAGAAAAAUGAAGAAUGAGGAGGUUGGAGGAUAUAUUUAUGUAGGUUUUCCUGAUUCCAAAUUUGUUAAACAAUUAAUUAAAGAUGAAUUUGAUGUUGAAGUUGGUGAUCAUAUUUCAAGAGGGUCUACAAACUAUAAACUAACUGAUCCUACUGAUUCCGAAUGCAUAGAUUGUAAAAGAGCAUAA
Molecule: messenger RNA, 402 nt
Organism: Insectozyma verbasci
Lineage: Eukaryota; Fungi; Ascomycota; Pichiomycetes; Serinales; Debaryomycetaceae
Source: the annotation of a GenBank genome assembly